CAGCCUGAGACAAGCCCUCCUCCAAGCUGCACCAAACUCAAGCCUUUAUUCGGCUGCCUUCCCGGCUUCUCUUCCCCACGCUGGGGGUCUGGGUAGACGCACCUGGGUUCUGAAACACAUUCCGAGACCUCUCAGGGUCUGAAGAAGACCCGCAGGACAGCAAUGGCGCCUGGACAGAGGGGCGCGGACUACAGAGGAUUCCUGCUGCUCGCUGUCCUCCUGGGGACGCAGUGGGAGGCCUGGGCAGGACAGAUCCUCUACUCCGUGUCUGAAGAGACAGACAAGGGGUCUUUUGUGGGAAAUAUCACCAAGGACCUGGGACUGCAGCCUCGGGAGCUGGCGGAGCGCGGAGUCCGCAUCAUCUCCAAAGGUAAGAGCCAGCUUUUCUCCCUGAAUCCGCGGAGCGGCAGCCUGGUCACCGCGGGCAGGAUAGACCGGGAGGAGCUGUGCGCUCAGAGCCCGCGGUGUCUCGUGAGCUUUAACAUCUUGAUAGAAGACAAAAUGAACCUUUACCCUAUAGAAGUGGAAAUAAUGGAUAUUAAUGACAACGCUCCCAGAUUCUUAACGGAAGAAAUAAUCAUAAAAGUAAUGGAGAAUGCAGCUCCUGGGGUGCGGUUUCCAUUAAAGGAAGCAACAGAUUCGGACGUGGGCACGAACUCCCUCCAGAGAUACCAGCUCAGCCCCAGUCACCACUUCUCCCUGGUUGUGCAAAGUGGAGAUGAUGGAACUAAGUACCCAGAACUGGUGCUGGAGAAGGUUCUGGAUCGAGAAGAAGAGGGGGUUCACCAUCUGGUUCUCACGGCCUAUGAUGGCGGGGACCCACCCCGAUCUGGCACCGCUAGCAUCCGCGUGACCGUGGUGGAUGUGAAUGAUCACGUGCCAGUCUUCUCUCUGCCCCGGUACCAAGCAACAGUCCCUGAGAACGUGCCAGUGGGUACAAGACUUCUCACAGUAAAUGCUAUCGACCUGGAUGAGGGAGUCUAUGGGGAAGUGACUUACUCUUUCUGGAAAAUUACCCCAGAACUUCUACAGAUAUUCCAUCUGGGCUCCCUUACAGGAGAACUGUCGACUUUAAAAGGUCUAGAUUAUGAAGAAUCCAGCUUCUAUGAACUGGAAGUUCAGGCUCAAGAUGGUGCUGGUAGUCUGGCCAAGGCAAAAGUGCUGAUCACGAUUUUAGAUGUGAAUGACAACGCCCCAGAAGUGACUGUCACAUCUGUGAGCAGCCCAGUCCCUGAAGAUACACCACCUGGGACAGUGGUCACUCUCUUCUACCUCCAAGACAAAGAUUCGGGGCAGAACGGUGAGGUGACCUGCUCUUUUCCUGAAAACCUGCCUUUUAAAUUAGAGCGCUCAAUUGAUAAUUAUUACAGGUUGGUGACAGCGCAAAAUCUGGACCGGGAAAAGGUGUCUGUGUACAACAUCACAUUGAAAGCCACAGAUGGUGGAAUCCCUCCCCUGUCCACAGAAACUCACAUAUCCAUUCACGUGUCAGACACCAACGACAACCCACCCACCUUCUCGGACUCCUCUUACUCCAUCUAUAUCCCUGAGAACAAUCCCAGAGGAGCCUCCAUCUUCUCCGUGACUGCACAAGACCCCGACAGUGACAAGAAUGCCCAAGUCACUUACGCUCUAGCCGAGGACACCAUCCAGGGGGUACCAGUGUCGUCCUAUAUCUCCAUCAACUCUGACACUGGUGUCCUAUAUGCACUUGGAUCCUUUGACUAUGAGCAGUUUCGGAAUCUACAGCUAAGAGUGACUGCACGAGACAGCGGGGACCCACCUCUCAGCAGUAAUGUGUCACUGAACCUCUUUGUGCUGGACAGGAAUGAUAAUGCCCCUGAGAUCCUGUACCCUGCCCUCCCCACUGAUGGUUCCACGGGGGUGGAGCUGGCUCCUCGCUCUGCAGAGCCUGGAUAUCUGGUGACCAAGGUGGUGGCUGUGGACAAAGACUCGGGCCCGAAUGCUUGGCUGUCCUACCGCCUGCUCAAGGCCAGUGAGCCAGGGCUCUUCUCAGUAGGUCUACACACAGGCGAGGUGCGCACAGCAAGGGCCCUUCUGGACAGAGAUGCACUGAAACAGAACCUUGUGGUAGCUGUGCAGGACCACGGCCAACCCCCACUCUCGGCCACUGUGACACUCACUGUGGCUGUGGCCAACAGCAUUCCUGAUGUUCUGGCAGACCUAGGCAGCAUCAGGACCCCCAGUGAACCUGAUGAUUCAGACAUCACUCUCUACCUGGUGGUGGCCGUGGCCACUGUUUCCUGUGUUUUCCUUGUCUUUGUCACUGUGCUAGUGGCUCUCAGACUGUGGCGUUGGCACAAGUCACACGUGCUACAGGCUUCAGGUGGUGGGCUGGAAGACAUCCCUGCCUCACACUUUGUAGGUUUAGAUGGGGUCCAGGCUUUCCUACAAUCAUAUUCCCAUGAGGUUUCACUCACUGCCGACUCUCGAAAGAGCCACAUUAUCUUCCCGCAGCCCAACUACGUGGAUACACUUAUCAGCCAAGACAGCUGUGAGAAAAGUGAUUCUUUGUUAACAUCCAUAGAUUUUCAAGAAUGUAAGGGUGAAAACCCAAGUAUUCAGUGGAAAUGAGAAUCAGAUAAUACUACUAUAAAGGAAUUACUCAAAUUUAUUUAUGGAAAAUAAAAUGAAUUGGAUGACGAGUAUGAAUCGCACCUUUGACAAACCACAUUGCAUCCAGUCAUGGUAGUACACAGCUUCAACACCAGCUCAUGAGAGAAAGAGGCAGGUGGAUCUCUGUGAUUCAAGGCCAGCCUGUUCUACACACUUCUAGGACAGCCAGGCUCUGUAGAUAGACCCUAUCUCAAAAGAAGAAAGAAAGAAGGAAAGAAAGAGAAAAGAAAGAAAGAGGAAGGAAAGAAAGAAAAAAAAGAAAGCAACAGAAAGAAAGAAGAAAAGAAAAGGAAGAAGAGGAGGAGAAGGAAGAAGAAAGGACAUAUUUCAACAUUAUUGACACUGUUAGAAAAUAAAGUAUGAAGUAUAUCAGACUGGAUGUACCUAGAAAAAGAUAAAACAUUAGGAAUAAGAAAGAAUGAAAAUUAUCCUACUGUAUUGAUGCUGAAUAAAUAUGCAAUGUUAUUGCUCCCUGAUAUUACUUAGGCCAAGACUGGAUUACAGUCAUGUUUGGCUCACUAGUGUAUUAAAGAUUAAAGCAUGUUUAUGUCAACAGAUACUAUGCCUUUAGAUACACAAUCCUAAACUUGUGAUUUAAAAAAAACAUUUCUGACAAUAUAUUUUGAACGUUAUUAG
Molecule: messenger RNA, 3273 nt
Organism: Psammomys obesus (fat sand rat)
Lineage: Eukaryota; Metazoa; Chordata; Mammalia; Rodentia; Muridae
Product: protocadherin gamma-A7-like
Exons: 2
Coding region: 163-2595 (810 amino acids)
Biological process (GO): homophilic cell-cell adhesion
Cellular component (GO): plasma membrane
Molecular function (GO): calcium ion binding
Source: RefSeq, a predicted model, not a curated record